AUAAAUUCAGAUUUAAGAGACCAGAUUCGGUUCCAUUCCACGAAACACCACUCUUCUCUUUUUGUUCUUUCAAUCCAAAUUCCGAACGCAUCCUACAACAGUUAAUCUGAAAUCCACGCCGUAUUUUCCACAACUCACCAAAAUCCUCACGCUCAGACAAGUGAAAAAAUGGAUUCCUUUGAUCAUUUAAACGGUAGUAAUAAUACCUUUGAUCAAAUGAUGGAAGAUGGAGCUACUUAUUCUCAGGCUGAACCACAAAAACCAGUAUGGUGCGAGAGAAAACAAGCUGUAGUACAAGAAGAAAUAAGGAGAAUGAAUCAAUUACCUGCAAAAAGUACCUAUGUUGCGCAUCGACUAAAGGUUCUUAAUAAAAUUCUGCAACUCAUGUCAGUUCAGAGAACUGUGUCUCAAGAGAAGGAGUUGGAGUUGCUUUUUGCUGGUCUGGCUUUGUGAAGGAAUUAUAAAAUGCAGGGGAUUUAGCGGAAGCGCACUUCCAAUAGUCUAUUUUCCAGAAUCUAGAUAGUAUAUUUCGACAUAUUUGAGCAUAUAGGAUGUGGAUUGAGAAACUACCUAUGUAUAUUAAAAGAAGAUUCGGGUUAAAGUUAUUAGUACUUCUUUCAUAUCUAUAUGUAUCUGGUCUUUGUGAAAGAAAAAAAUUUAGUCCUUGUAUUUUAAGUUUGGACCCUGUAAAAUCAGAAGCUAUCACUUUUGGUCCUUGAUGGCUAUUGUCAUUUCAGUAGAAUGAUGGUUUGGUGAAA
Vicia villosa (hairy vetch) is the source of this 758-nucleotide messenger RNA. RefSeq lists its product as uncharacterized. The transcript is spliced from 3 exons. The record is from RefSeq and is a predicted model, not a curated record. Bases 169 to 453 code for a protein of 94 amino acids. Lineage: Eukaryota; Viridiplantae; Streptophyta; Magnoliopsida; Fabales; Fabaceae.